Molecule: messenger RNA, 2631 nt
Organism: Haliotis rubra (blacklip abalone)
Lineage: Eukaryota; Metazoa; Mollusca; Gastropoda; Lepetellida; Haliotidae
Product: NADPH oxidase 4-like
Exons: 18
Coding region: 76-1761 (561 amino acids)
Biological process (GO): defense response; superoxide anion generation
Cellular component (GO): NADPH oxidase complex; plasma membrane
Molecular function (GO): superoxide-generating NAD(P)H oxidase activity
Source: RefSeq, a predicted model, not a curated record
GCGGGGGAGGGACGGCACGUUGAUAGUAAGGAGCUGAGGGUUAGUGGUAGAAGGUGCUUUGUUGUUGUAGGAAGAAUGGGAGUGUCGCUCUCUGCCUGGUAUAUCAACACUGGAAAGAAAUAUUUACUGCUGAUGCUGUGGACGGCAGGAUGCGCGGUGCUGUUCUGGAGAACCUACUACUACUUCAAGUAUGACCCAGGCUUCUAUUACGUCCAUCGAAUGUUAGGGCCAUGGCUCUGCAUCUCGCGUGGCUCUGCCGCCGUCCUCAACCUCAACUGUGGCUUCGUUCUGCUGCCCAUGUGUCGAUCCCUUCUUACGUUACUGCGUCGACUCAACAGGAAGAUAUCUGUGGAAACCAUGCGCCUGGUCCUAGACACAUGCAAGGGUUUUCAUAUAACAUGCGCCUUCUUCAUAUGUAUAAAUGCAGUUAUUCAUUUUGUCGCUCACAUGUUCAACGCCAGGAACUUCUCUCAGUUCUACAACACGGCCAUUCCAGGUGUCAACGGUGCACAUUUCUCAAACCAGGAUCCUCUUCUUGUUGCCAUAACAACAGUUCCAGGAAUCACGGGGAUGUUGAUGAUGAUGAUUCUGAUAAUGAUUGUAACAUCAAGUUUCCGUUACAUGAGGGACACCAACUACGACCUGUUCUGGUACACUCACAGACUUAUCGUUAUAUUCUACAUCCUCCUGCUCAUACACGCCUUAAGGGGACCGAUACGGAAGCAGGUCAACAUUCCCGCUCACACACCCGGAUGUAACGAUACUUUGAAAAUGCCAAUGGCUGAACCGGAACCGGAACCAGAAUAUUCAUUCCACUCCUACCGGUGUCAGGAGGAACCAAAGUUUGACAGUAUUGGUUGCCAGUCCUGGCUGUGGAUAGGCAUACCGCUUCUACUCUACGUCAUAGAUGGUGCUUUCCGUAUGAAACAAAGGGAGACGACUGUAAUUGUCACGGACAUAAUCGAACAUGAUUGUGACGUCAUUGAAAUACAUAUGCAAACGGAUAUGCGCAAACCGUCACCAGGACAGUAUGUGUUGAUUCAAUGUCCGAGACUGUCCGUCUUUGAAUGGCAUCCAUACUCCAUCACAAAGUGUCCAACGAGAGAUCGUCCAGAAAUAUCCAUACAUAUCCGAGCACAUGGUGACUGGUCAGAGAGAUUCAGGACACAUGUUCAGGAUCUGCUUCACGAAGAGCGCGACGAAUCUGUUGAGUCAUUUGAUGAAACAUCUCGGUUAAAGCUGGUAGUUGAUGGGCCGUUUGGAGGGCCUCUCGAUACAGUCCUUCAGAGUCGGGUUGCCGUGUGUAUAGCUGGUGGAAUAGGAGUAACACCGUUCAUAGCCGUGUUGAACCAUGUCAGGUCAAGCAAACACAAGUUAAAACCAAAACGCCUCUACCUACUAUGGGUGUGUCGUUCAUUACUGGAGCUCACCUGGUUCUUAGCUACCAUCAUAUCCACCCAUCAACAUUUAUGGGAUCAAAAUAUGCCUGAUUUCCUGGACAUCCGGUUCCACUGUACGGGUCUGCAAGAUUCACACAUACAGGCAAUUCCCACUGAGCAGAGAGACUUUGUUACCUCCCGUCUACAACGUGGACGGCCUGUUUGGCCCCAACACUUCAGUGAGUUUUGUGCUGCACACAAACGGGCGACUGUCGAUGUGUUUGUUUGUGGACCCAAGGCGAUGAUUGAAGACGUCCAGAAGCUGUGUCUCCGAGGCAACGUAGAAAAGACUAACUUCAUAUUUCACAGGGAAUCCUUCUGAAACAAAAGCAACGAAUUUCCUGAAGCUAGUGUGGUAGAGACCUGUAAAAUAGAUGACGGCAGAAGUCAAAAUCGAUUGAUAAAUGUGCAUGUUUAAGAACUCCGCGAACAGAUGUGAUAUUUAGAUUUUUGAAAGGAGACAGGAGGUCUAGUUCAUAAACACGAGUGAAAAAAUCAUCACAGGCUCACAUAUUUACGUUUCCGUUCUCCUCACGAAACGAUAAUGGUAAAUGAGAGUUAGAACUUCGAGGUUUAGAAGUACCAUGGUCAGGUGUGAAAUUGUUUUUAAUGACCAAAGUUCGGAAUAAUGAGGCCAUGGAUUACUAAGGUCCUAUGUUGUGAAGAUACUGGAUUAGCAAGGUUCAGAGUUGUUUGGUUAAUAGGUACGAAUAUAGCACAAUCUCCGAAACAUCAGAUCCAUACUUUCACAGAUCAGAGCACUUCCACGGGAGUUCAAAUAAACAUUCUGUUCGGAAUAUCAGCGUGGAUGCUUCUGAAUUCUCGGUUCCAAAAGUGACAUCUGGUUGGCUCACAUAGUCGUCAUUCAGAUUGCGUGUUCAAAGUCUGCCCAGAAUUAGCUGACGCCAUCUAUUAAGGGCUCCUUCUUUCACCUAACGUAAUCGUAUAAGGAGAUGUCCAGAGAUCCCCGCUCAUAAAGAAAUCAUGAAGGACGGACAGAUCCGAUUUUAGUGACAUUGGAAAUAUCACAUCGUGUUUCAUUCAUUCGUGACAAAAUUCUGUUAUACAGAAUUCUAUGUUAUGCAGAAUUCUACGCAGACAAUGUACUUUAUUAAGGUACUGCAUUACGUUUAUAAUAUGUUUUGUAAUUGUACGUUCUCUAACUUAGAUUGCCAAUAAAAAGAAGAAGUUU